This is a messenger RNA of Chinchilla lanigera (long-tailed chinchilla), 2082 nucleotides long. Its product is annotated as contactin-associated protein-like 4. The transcript is spliced from 12 exons. Lineage: Eukaryota; Metazoa; Chordata; Mammalia; Rodentia; Chinchillidae. The record is from RefSeq and is a predicted model, not a curated record.
AUGGAAAAUGAUGAGCUCGUAGGAAAUGCUGGUGCCGUGUCAAGUGGAAUUUUACCAAAUAUCAGCAUCCCCCAACUGCCAUUCAUCAUCCCUUUCUCACACUCCACGUCCCUCUCCCAUCAAGUGGGAAAAGACCCACUUCUCUCAUUUAAUUCCAUUCUUUUAAAGGUUGUGGUAUCGUAUUUGUUUGUUUGUUUGUUGCAUCUGUUGAUUUCAAGGGAGCUGGCCAACCCAAAGUUGCCCUUUCCCCCAGUAGAUGAAUGUGAUGAUCCUCUUGUAUCUGAUUUGCCUCAGGCAUCCUUCAGCAGUUCUUCUGAGCUCUCCAGCAGCCAUGGUCCUGGCUUUGCCAGGCUGAACAGAAGAGAGGGAGCCGGAGGCUGGUCCCCACUUGUGUCAAAUAAAUACCAGUGGUUGCAGAUUGACCUUGGAGAGAGAAAGGAGAUCAACUCUGUCACCACCCAAGGGGGAUAUGGGAGCUCCAGCUCUGUGACCAGCUACCUCCUGAUGUUCAGCAACAGCGGCAGGAACUGGAAACAGUAUCGACAAGAAGACAGCAUCUGGGGUUUUUCAGGGAAAGUAAAUGCAGACAGUGUAGUGUACUAUCGGCUCCAGCCUUCUAUCAAAGCCAGAUUUCUAAACUUCACCCCUCAGGAAUGAAGCCCCAAGGGCAGAAUUGGAAUGCGAAUCGAAGUGUUUGGAUGUGCAUACCGAUCAGAAGUGAUUGAUCUUGAUGGAAAAAGUUCACUUGUGUACAGAUUUAAUGAACAGUCCCUGAGCCCAAUAGAAGAUAUUAUUUCCUUGAAGUUUAAAACCAUGCAGAGUGAUGGGGUUCUACUGCAGAGAGCAGGGCCGAGUGGAGAGCAUAUCACAGAGGAAUUAUAAAGAGGAAAACUUUUUCUACUUAUUAAUUCAGGUGCAGCUAAACUGCCCUCUACCCACACCCUGGUCAGUCUCACCCUGGGAAGCCUGCUGGACGAUCAGCACUGGCAUUCUGUGCUCAUCCAGCGUUUGGGCAAACAGGUCAGCUUCACAGUGGAUGAGCACAGGCGUUAUUUCCACACACAGGGAGAAUUCAAUUACCUGGAUCUCGAUUAUGAGAUCAGCUUUGGAGGGAUUUCAGCAUCUUCAAAAUCAGUAUCAUUCCCACUGAGCAAUUUCCAUGGAUGUUUAGAAAAUCUCUAUUAUAAUGGAGUGGCUAUCAUUGAUUUGACCAAGAAGCAAAACCCACAGAUCAUCAUGAGGUUAAGAGGAAAUGUGUCGUUUUCUUGUUCACAACCACAGUCUGUGCCUCUGACAUUCCUGAGCUCCAGGAGUUACUUGGCACUAUCAACCUCUUCCAGAGACGACGAGCUAUCGGUCAGUUUUCAAUUUCGCACCUGGAAUAAGGCGGGACUUCUGCUCUUCAGUGAACUGCGUCUCGUUUCCGGGGGUCUUCUCCUGUCACUCAGCGAUGGAAAACUUAAGCUGAAUCUCCAUCCACCGGGAAAAUUACCCAGUGAAAUUACAGCAGGUGGAGGCUUGAACGAUGGACAGUGGCACUCCAUCUCCCUAUACGCGAAAAGAAAUCACCUGAGUUUGACGGUAGACAGCCACCUGACCUCCGCUUCUCCUCUGCUGGGGCCUGAAAUUUAUUCAGGUGGCACUUAUUAUUUUGGAGCUAUCUACGAGCAGUCAUGUGAAGCUUAUAAACACAGAGGGAAUACCUCAGGGUUUUAUUAUAUAGAUUCCGAUGGAAGUGGUCCUCUGAGACCAUUUCUUCUCUAUUUUCACAUGACUGAAUCCUGUGCUAAUUGCGAACCAGUGGAUGUGAACUAUAGAGAAGUUUCUCUCAGUGUGACCCAAAAGGCAGGAGACAAAGGCCUCAAGCUGCCUUAUUGUCCUGCUCUUUUGGAGCUACCGGUGCACACCACUGAUUCACCACAAGGAAAGCCAUGGCUGAGUUGGCUAAAAAGAGAGAGUGUCCAACUGACUCUAUUUGCCAGUUCUGCCAACUUAUUUCCAAGUUUGGCAAUUGAGGCUCAGAUAUUACUCGACUUUCCUAAGGACACAGAUCCAUGCCAGGUCUGCAAACACAUCUCCUGA